CACAUGCUCCCCAGGUUAUACAUUUGUAUGGUACAGCCAAUAUCACCUGUCAAAAUGACUAUAAAGGCUGGUCAAAUUAAUGACACAACUUGUGUCAGUUGUGGCUCAGUUCCACCAGUUGCAGAUGGAUCUGUUUCUAUGGAAACUGAUGGAGUCACAUCAACAGUUGAGUUUACAUGUGAUUCUGGAUACAGUAUUAAGGGAGAUACAUCUGUCCAGUGUGGUAGUGAUGGAGUAUGGUUAUCUACAUUUCCAGAAUGUGUAACCUGUGAAAAUAUAGCAGAUAUUGCAAAUGGAACAACAACAACAAGCACAGAUGGACAUACAACCAGUAAAGCAUAUGAGUGUGAUCUAGGCUACAGUUUAAGUGGUCAGAAUGAGGUGACAUGCCAAGAGGAUGGAAGCUGGAGUUCAAGCCCACCAGACUGUGUCACAUGUGAAGAGGUGUUGACACCAGCUAAUGGAAACAGGCACAAUUUUACAGAUGGAUUAUUUUCAUAUGUUGUGUUUUCAUGCAUCAGUGGCUAUCAUCUUGUAGGCAACUCUGUCAUUCAGUGCCAGUCUGAUGGAAGUUGGAAUGGGUCUUUGCCAGCAUGUGUUUGUGAUUCACCAGCAACACCUGUGAAUGCAGCACUGUCAUUUUCCUCUGAUGGUACCGUUGUGACAUAUAGCUGUUCAGUAGGAUAUUCCCUGGAUGGAGAAAUAUCUAGACAGUGUAGUAACACUGGGCAAGGGUGGCUGGGAACUGAACCAUCUUGUGUGAAAUGCAUUGAUGUAGACAAUAUUAUAGAUGGAGAUAGUUCUUCUUCAACUAAUGGUUCAACAUCGCAGGUAGAUUUUACAUGUGGGACAGGUUUCACGUUAAAUGGAGACAGUCAGAUAACUUGUAAUGAGAAUGGAGUUUGGAGCAAUAAUGUUCCUACCUGUGUUUCUUGUGAAGAGAUCAGUGCACCUUCUAGUGGAAGUUUCGCCAUUUCCUCAAAUGGUACAGAAAGUACAGUUACCUAUAGUUGUAAUACAGGUUAUAUUCUUGUUGGAGAGGGAGUGAGAAGCUGUAAUUCUAGUGGUCAAUGGACGUCAAAUACACCUGAAUGUGUAUGUGCUGAUCCUACAAAUCUUGUUGAUGGUAAUGUAAUUAGUAAUGGUUACCUAGCAACAUACACAUGUGAUACUGGAUAUACCUUGUAUGGGGAAUAUAUCAGAGUGUGUAACAAUGACAGUACAGGAUGGAAUGGGACUGCCCCUACAUGUGUUACUUGUGAAUCAUUAAAUUCACCACCAGGGGGUAACGUUUCUAUGGAAACUGAUGGACUGUCAACAAGUGCUGUAAUUUCUUGUGAAACAGGAUACACCAUCAGUGGUACCAGAACAGUGAAAUGUCGCUCUGAUGGAACAUGGGAUUUUUCUACAGCUGUUUGUGUGUCCUGUGCGACAGUUUCAAGUCCUGACAAUGGCAUUGUAACUCUAGGCUCAAUGAAUAGUGUAACAUAUGCUAAUUUUCAAUGUAAUGUUGGUUACACUUUGAAAGGUUUUCAACAGUUGUCAUGUAGAUCAUCUGGAAGUUGGGAUUUCUCUGAGCCAUCUUGUGUUCCGUGCGAGGCGUUAAAAAACAUGAACAGUGGCGAUAUGUCAGUAGAUACCAGUGGUACAUCUACAUAUGUGCAAUAUACAUGUGCUGUGGGAUAUCAUUUAGUAGGUGAUAGUAAUAGAACUUGUGACACUGCUGGUAUCUGGUCAGGAUCAAAACCUGUUUGCAUUUGUGACCUUUUGGAUGUGCCUGGAAAUGGAUCUGCUGUAGUGUCAGCAGAAGGGGAUAGAGUUAUCUUCUCUUGUGAUGUUGGUUUUACUAUGGUUGGCAGUGCUACUCUCGUGUGUAAUACAGAUGGGACAGGAUGGAAUGGAACUGUACCUUCUUGUGUUCAAUGCAACACAUUCAACAUUCCUGAUAAUGGAUCUGUGACAUAUUCCACCGACAAUGAGGUAACAGUUGUUACGGUAACAUGUAACCUUGGCUCUUCCAUCAGUGGAACAGCAGAAAUAACCUGUGGAAAUAAUGGCGAGUGGGAACUUCAAGGCAGUGUUACAUGUG
Ruditapes philippinarum (Manila clam) is the source of this 2089-nucleotide messenger RNA. RefSeq names its product CUB and sushi domain-containing protein 3-like. NCBI's taxonomy places the organism in Eukaryota, Metazoa, Mollusca, Bivalvia, Venerida, Veneridae. The annotation marks the transcript as partial. The transcript has 13 exons. The record is from RefSeq and is a predicted model, not a curated record.